CCCGUAAUCUGUUAUAAACAAGCCUAAUCUUGUUGAAAAAUGUGAACAACGUAGCUAAUUGAAUUUAAUAUAUUUUACGACAAAUAAUGUGUUUACUCAAUGUUCUUCCGUCGAGUACGCGAUGAUGUAGGCAUUUAAUGUUUCAGCUUUUUUUUUUCUUUCAUGAAAGCGAAAGAGUGAUGCUGGUGAAGAAAGUCAUAAGGGACUGGAGCAACAUGACGGAAUCUGCCAUCAUGGUAUUGCAGUUACCAGCCAGUGUGCUAAAGUGAACUGGAUUUUCCCUCCGGUUUAAGCCCCACCCCUCCCCUGGGGGCCACACCCCCCUCCAUCCCACCGGAGGACCAGCAAUCAUGGCAGGAAUCAAGCGCGGGUACGACGGAAAGAUCGCUGGACUGUACGACCUGGACAAGACGCUCGGCCGUGGCCAUUUUGCCGUGGUCAAACUAGCGCGUCAUGUCUUCACCGGCGAAAAAGUGGCAGUCAAGGUAAUUGACAAGACCAAGCUUGACACGGUCGCGACCGGCCACCUCUUCCAGGAGGUCCGCUGUAUGAAACUGGUCCAGCACCCCAACAUCGUUCGGCUCUAUGAGGUCAUCGACACACAGACCAAGCUCUACCUGAUCUUGGAGCUCGGCGAUGGUGGUGACAUGUUCGAUUACAUCAUGAAGCACGAGGAAGGAUUGAACGAGGAGCUGGCAAAGAAAUAUUUCGCCCAGAUCGUGCACGCCAUCUCGUACUGUCACCGGUUGCAUGUGGUUCACCGUGACCUGAAGCCUGAGAAUGUGGUGUUCUUUGAGAAACAAGGCCUGGUCAAGCUCACCGACUUUGGCUUCAGUAAUAAGUUUCAGCCGGGAAAGAAGCUGACCACCAGCUGUGGCUCGCUGGCUUAUUCUGCCCCUGAGAUCCUGCUGGGAGAUGAGUAUGAUGCACCUGCUGUGGAUAUCUGGAGUUUAGGGGUCAUCCUCUUCAUGCUAGUGUGUGGUCAGCCCCCCUUCCAGGAGGCCAAUGACAGCGAGACCCUCACUAUGAUCAUGGACUGCAAAUACACUGUACCUGCCCACGUCUCCAACGCCUGCAAAGACUUGAUAAACCGAAUGCUUCAAAGGGAUCCGAAGAGGCGAGCAUCGCUGGAGGAGAUCGAGAGCCACGCAUGGCUUCAAGGGGUGGACCCAUCUCCAGCUACCAAAUACAACACCCCACUGGUGUCUCACAAAAAUCUGUCAGAAGAGGAACACAACAGCAUCAUCCAACGCAUGGUGCUGGGAGACAUUGCCGAUAGAGAAGCCAUCAUCGAAGCCCUGGAGACAAACAAGUACAACCACAUCACUGCUACUUACUUCUUGUUGGCUGAACGGAUUUUGAGGGAAAAGCAGGAGAAGGAGGUGCAACCUCGUUCUUCCAGUCCCAGUAACAUCAAGACCCACUUCAGGCAGUCAUGGCCAACUAAAUUCGACAUGCAUCAGGACAUCGAGGACAGCUUAGCCUCUUCGUCCAUCUCUCAUGCUGGGGGUCCACAGUCUCCGGCUCGUAGUACAGAGAACCUGCUAAACGGUCACCGCAAUAAAGGACUUCUGGAAGUGAGCCGUAGAGAGGAGAUCAGCGAAGCCUCCAGCAGCUCUGCUGUACCUACUGCUCUGCCCCCAAACCCCCUUAAGUCUGGGGUCAUGGCCCCUCUUGCAUCCGCUUCAGCCAAGCAACGAAUUUGCCUCUUUCGGGUGGAGGAAGAUGAGGAGGAAGAGGAAGAACAGGAGCCUUCACCGUUGCCAACCCAGGUGGUAUUGCGGCGCAAACCACUGUCAAUCACCAACCGACUUACGUCUCGAAAAAGUGCCCCAGUGCUCAAACAGAUCUUCGAAGAGGAAGGCGAGUCAGAUGAUGACUUUGACAUGGAUGAGAGUCUUCCGCCCAAGCUCAGCCGGUUGAAGAUGAACAUGGCAUCUCCCGGUACGGCCCAGAAGCGUUACCACCGCCGCAAAAGUCAGGGCCGUGGUUCAAGCUGCUCUAGCUCAGAGACCAGCGAUGAUGAUUCAGAGAGCCAUCGCCGACGACUAGACAAAGACACAGGGUUCACCUACAGCUGGAACCGCAGAGACAGUAGUGAGGGUCCACCUGGAAACUCUGGGGGUAAUGGGGGCGGUAGUAGCGGAGGGCAAAGCAAACCACCUGGGGAAGGUAACUCAGGACCAGACAAGGGUAGCCCUCCAGGAGGAGGAAAUGGUGGUAGUACAGGAGGAAGCAGUGGAGGUGGUGGUAGUACAAAAGGACAGGGAGGUCCUUCCAGCUGUUCGCGUAGCAACAGCAAUGCUUCAUCUGGCUCAACACGUAGUGCAGCUCGGAGUGCAGGGGAACUGGUUGAGAGUCUAAAACUCAUGAGUCUUUGCUUGAGUUCUCAGUUUCAGCAUCGCAGCUCUGGAGGUGGUGGUGGUGGACGGUUUAUCCUUGAUCCUCAGAGCCUGUCCAGCGUUAAAGUCCAGGAGAAGUCAUCCUGGAAGAUGUGCAUUGGCUCCAACAACAGUCUGGACAAAGUGAUAAACCCUGCCUUGAAUGGUGGCGUUGGGGCAAUGGAGCAUUAUCAAGACCAAACGGCAGUCAUGUUAAAUGAACUUGGCCUGGUCAAGGAGAACAAUCUGAACCUGAAAAAUAAUGUUCUCCAGCUACCUCUGUGUGAAAAGACCAUCUCCGUGAACAUCCAGCGAAGCCCCAGGGAUGGGCUACUCUGUGCCUCAGCCCAGGCCAGCUGCUGUCAGGUCAUAUGAUGGCACAGCAGACGGCUGGUUCUCAGAGUGGAUUGUUCCAAUUGCCACAUUUGUAGCAUAUGAUGACUUGAGUUCUCCACUAGUAGCUGUAUAUGACCUCUCUUGAUCCCAACUUGACCUUUAAACCUGCCUUCUAUGUUGUCUUAAUCAUUCUCACAACUUAUUUAUUAAGUUUCUCCUCUUGGACCCAUUUGUUUUUAAUGAAGUGCACGCUGCUAUCCUUUCCUUUUUUGUGUCUUUAUUUGUUUUGCCCAGUUAGACUUUAAUAGAAUUCAAUCUUUGUUUUUAAGUCCUUUUUAUUUUGCUUUUAAUUCCAUGGUUCCAACACCACCCAAUCAAUCAAUCAAGAGUUGUGGAAACUGUGUAUAAAUAAAAUGACCUUUAAUAAAGUGAGAUAUUUAAAUUAAGACCAACAGUAUGAUAGAACAGAAUGUGGCAAUUCAUUAAACAAGCACUUAAAGAAGCUCAACCUAUAAAAAAACACAAUUGGUUUUGUAAAUUUAAGCCCCAAUAUGAUUGUAAUGAGAUGGUAAAACAGUAAAAGCAAUAGUGAAAGUAAAUAACAAACCCUGUUUUAAUUCAUAGUGCUGUCUGACGAGUCUUAAACUGAAUGACCAUUUUGCACGUUUUUUUUUUUUUUUUUGUUGUUGUUUUUGUUUUUUUCUCCCCGACCAAUUUUAUAGUGCUAUUGACUGUUUCCUUGUCACCGUUUAGUAUAGCUACAUUUUUGAGGUUAGUGACAAUCAGCUGCAAUAACAAGGGACAUUCUUAAUGGAUAAUUCCCUAAAGGGGGCUACGGAUAAUCCACAUGACUUUGUUUGAAUUACAUUGACACAUUCACCAUGUUCUUGAUUUAUGUUACACCACAUACGUUUUUUUUUUUUUUUUUUUUUUUUUUUCUUCUUCUUCUUUUGUGUAUAUGUGAGGGAUCAUUUGGGAUUUAAGUGCAAUUUAUAUGUUCAAGCUGGUAAAUAUUGAAAUUCCAUCUGCAAAAUGCCCUCUUAACUAAUAAUGUUUGCCAAAUUUGCAUCCCAGACAGCACUGUGGAUACACCCACACAUUAAUGUGUUCAUCCUAGUUUUUAUCAAAUUAUACAAUUAAAAUUGCACUACGGUAUAAGUAGAGUCUACAAUUAGGAUACUUUGAACACCAUACAAAUCACAGUGGGGAUAAUUAGCCUUUACAAUGCUGUUUCUGCCAGAGCGAAAUCAAACCCACAGACAGCGACAGUAUUCAGCUUGUGUUGUACUGAAUAUUUUAAUGAGAACUGUUGAGCCAGUACCCCUCAUUUUCAAUGUCAUUAUUACAGGACGAAAUUUGAAUGGAGAAAUGAUUUUAUCAUUAAGGACUCUUCUUUGGCUUAAGAAAUCAUUUUCGGUUGCAGAUCCUGAUCUCUUUCUACCCUGUUGUUCUUGUACCAAUCAGCUUUGAGUUACUGUAUAUACCAGUCUCAGAAUUGACUGGCCUUAGGGGCUGUUUAUAAGUAUGUACAUAUAUUUUUUUUUAAAGUUUAUUUUUUUGAAAGGACUGCUGUUUUAAAAUGCUGUUUUGGAUGUGAGCCUUAAACUGGCUUAUAGUUGGGAUAAAACGGGGCUUAUUUUGUCACCUGGCCACCUGAUAACAUAAAUAAUUAAAUGGUAUGUCAUCUAUUCAGUGAAUGGCCACUCUUUCAGGAAAUAUGGCUCAAGAGUUGGCCAUUGGCUGACCAUCAUAUGGCAUAGAAAUAAAUCAAAGCUCUACAGGACUGUGAGUAUGAAAGAGAAAUGGUUGCGAGAUUUAAAGGGCAUUUGCAAUAAGCUAAGCUAUAAGUUGCAGCUAUAUGUAAAUAUAAUUUUGUUUUGAUUUUAUAUUUCAAACCUGUACAUCCUUCAAAUGGCUCACUUGACCCAAAUUUAUCUUAAGUAUUUCUGUUCGUUUUGUCUUUGUUUUAAAAAAUAAAGUCUGUAAAUAUUGGUGUAUAUAUGGUGCUCUACAUUUAGAAAUGCAGUGUUGGACUUUUUGUUCAUAGCUGUAAUAUAGCCUUAUUAGAUAUGAGUGUCAAAAACAGAGCAAGGGAGGUUGAAAAGAAAACCAUGCUAUAUGCAUAAUGUCAGUCUCUGACUUUGUCCUACCCUUAUGUAAACAGCUAAACGACAUGUGCAUGUGUUGUGCGUUUGACAUUAUUGAUCCCCGUUCAUUCAGAGGAAAAGAACCACAAAAUGUUACAGGACCAAACCAUGUACUGACAUUAAAAAAAAAGAAAAAAAAACAUCUUUGAAGAAGCAAAAUGAAUAAAUGUUCUGUUGCUGAAACUUGUCCUUAAAAGUUACAUAUAGCUAUGGUGAUGUCCAAAUUAAAUGUGAAAUAUGUUGUCUUUAAACCUGGA
Molecule: messenger RNA, 5121 nt
Organism: Ctenopharyngodon idella (grass carp)
Lineage: Eukaryota; Metazoa; Chordata; Actinopteri; Cypriniformes; Xenocyprididae
Gene: snrka
Product: SNF related kinase a
Exons: 6
Coding region: 351-2756 (801 amino acids)
Biological process (GO): intracellular signal transduction; protein phosphorylation; microtubule cytoskeleton organization
Cellular component (GO): cytoplasm
Molecular function (GO): ATP binding; protein serine/threonine kinase activity; tau-protein kinase activity
Source: RefSeq, a predicted model, not a curated record